Messenger RNA from Ostreobium quekettii, 1260 nucleotides. The record is from the annotation of a GenBank genome assembly. NCBI's taxonomy places the organism in Eukaryota, Viridiplantae, Chlorophyta, Ulvophyceae, Bryopsidales, Ostreobiaceae.
AUGUAUAGCUUGCAGCUGGAGCAGUCCACAGAGGGCGAGAGGGAAAGUCUCCAAGGUCGGCGUCGAUUGGCAACUUCCAUUGGGCGUCAAGACGACGAGGAGGAGGAUGUAAAGCUACUGGAGUCAUUCGAUGCAGAUUCGCCCACCCCUUGCCCGUUGGCCUUGGGGUUAAAGGGGGGGAAGGGUCGCAAGGAGAGUAAAAAGGCUGUCCGGAAGUUGGUGCUGGUCCUGUCCAUCAGCUUCACCUUCAUGGUCGUUGAGUUUGUUGGCGGCGGCCUGGCGCGCAGCGUGGCGAUCAUGACUGAUGCUGCGCAUCUCUUGUCUGACGUCUGCGCCUUUACCAUGUCGGCCUAUGCGUCGCACUUGGCGUCCAAGAGGAGCAGGGCAGCUUAUUCGUUCGGCUACCACAGGGCUGAGGUCAUCGGAGCCCUGCUGUCUGUUUUGGUGACAUGGGCAGUCACUGGCAUGCUCGUGGCGGAGGCGGUGCGGCGCUUCAUCAGUCCAACAAACGUCAACGGCAAACUGAUGUUCUUCUUGGCCAUUGGGGGUCUUGUGAUGAAUUUAAUCUUGAUGUUCGUGCUGGGACAUGGGCAUUCACAUGGAGGGCACGAUGACAGUGGCCAUUGCCAACCCAAGGAGCUUUCACAGAAGCUCAAGCACCACCACGAUGAGGACGAUCAUGACCACAAGCAUGAGCAGGCGCAAAAGGACGCAUUGAAACAUGGCGGCCAUUCACAUUCACGUUCCAAACAUCGGCGCCACUGCAGCCAUGGGCAUGACCAUGAGAACAUGAGCAUUCGUGCAGCUUUCAUCCACAUUUUAGGGGACCUUGUCCAAAGCAUAGGCGUCGUGAUCUCUGGGGCCCUCAUAUGGUGGCACGACGACGACCCCAAAUGGAACAUCGCGGACCCCAUCAGCACCUUCAUCUUUGCAGGCCUCGUCAUGUGCACGACCAUCCGCAUCCUGAACUCAACCCUGGAUGCCUUCAUGCUUCGAGCUCCGCGUGGGCACAACAUCGAAAUCAUUCACAAAGGCCUGAGCAGCAUAGAGGGAAUACAGGGCGUGCGGGACUUGCAUGUGUGGGGCCUCGCCCCUGGCAUCCCUGUGCUGUCCUGCUGUGUCGUCUUCGACGCUGGAGCAGACAGGUGCCGCGUGCUCCAACUGGCCACGGAGUACUGCCGGCUGAUCGGCAUCGACCACUCGACCAUCGAGACACAGCGCGGCGGCCCCGGCGCCACCCCCCGGGGCCUCCCGCUCUGA